Messenger RNA from Scylla paramamosain (green mud crab), 5255 nucleotides. RefSeq lists its product as uncharacterized. The record is from RefSeq and is a predicted model, not a curated record. The transcript has 9 exons. Lineage: Eukaryota; Metazoa; Arthropoda; Malacostraca; Decapoda; Portunidae. The coding region runs from base 16 to 1335 and encodes 439 amino acids.
ACUCCGCUGCGGUGGAUGUGGCAAGAGCAAGCCGUCAACGAAUGGAGCAGGAGGAGGAGGUGGAGGUGGCGGUGGCGGAGGAGGAGGGGGUGGAGGGAUGGGGAUGAUGAAUGGAGGAGCCCCCAGCUGGCAGGACUCUUUGCGGGGGGCAUGCCCAAGUUGCGGCCCACGGGGAAGGGGAUUUCAACCUCGCCAAGCCGGAGUGGCCCACUGCUGCCCCCUGGGAGGAAGCCCGCGCCUGGCAUUCCCUCCGGUGACAGCGCUGACUCCGAUAACACCUCCACCAACAACAAUAACAACAGUAUACCGCCUAGUCCAAAGCCUAGUAGUAAGAGCAACCCUGCACCACCACCUCCGCCGCCUGCCAACCUCAAGCCCACGCUGACUGGGGACCGGCCCAACAAGGGACCUCUGCCCCCUCCCCCUACCAGCAAGCCAGCACCCCCUCGCCCCCCCAUGGAUGACAGACCAGCACCCGCACCGCCCUCCCCUGACGGUGCCUUCCACCCAGCACUCCCCAGUAAGCCAGCCUUAGUGGGUAAGCCCAGUCUGAGCAACAAGCCAGCACCUCCCAGACCUCCCAAUGGUUCUAAGCCUUCUAAGCCAACGCUGCCUCCCAAAAUAACAGUACAGCCCAACGGUGACUCUCUCUCUUCCAACAAGACUGCCCGGGCCAACAGCAUGAGGGUGAACCGCUCCGACCUGCAGAACCACAGGUUUUCAGCAGAGGAGAACCUGCUGCCCUCCCGAACCUUGCCCCCCAGUCACCACCACAAGAGCUCGCCAGGUCACCCCGCCAAGCCAAACACGGUGGGCCGUUACAUGGGGGUCAACAUCGUCCGCUCCAUGACCCGGCCACCCACAGACCGGCCACCCCCACCCCCCAUCAGCCGGCCCAGUGUGCCCCCACCCAGCCAGCCUCCGCCACCUCCCCCCAGCCGGGCGGUCACCGCGUCAAAGCCAGAGCUCCCCAGCUCGGCUCCGCCCCAGCCUCCCAGCAGACACUCCUCGCACUUAUCCAGGUCCUCAGGUAGUGAAUUUGAGAGCAAGUUCUAUUUCCACACCCUCCAUGAGUUCCCCUUGCCCAUCACCUUCUCCAACUGCCUCAAGACCUACCCCAGCAAGAACGUCAAGCCAAUGGGUCAGCGCAGAGCCCCACCUCCUCCUCCUGGCCCCAACCCCUCCACUGCCUCCAUGUCCUCUGCCUCCUCCCAGUCCUCCCUCCACUUCCCCACCCACACCCACACCUCCCCUCCUCCCCCUCCACCCCAUGCUCCUCUCCACCUACAAGUGGGUGCCAAAAUGUAUGGCACAGAAGCGUCCUCCCACUGCUAAGGGCGGUGAGGUGAUGGGUGAGACAGGCCGGCCGUGUGUGUCCCUUGUCCUCCCCGUGCUGGGCUGAGUAUACAUAUGGUCAGCUCUAGUGUGUGUCUGCUUGCCUAUGCAAAAUAAAAAGAUAGAAAUUACCCAUUGUGCACAAGUGAUUGAGGCUUCAGUAAGUGAUAUCCAAGAGACACAAUUAACACCAGUACAUUUGUAAGGUAGAGACACAGAGAGAAAGAGAGAGAGAGAGAGAUUUAGAUGAAGAACAGAUAGAAGUAAUUGUUUCUUCAUUUGGCUGUGGUUCAUGAUAAUAAUGAUUAUGGUGAGAGUGAUGAUGGUAUCAGCAGGAGGGAAGAAGCCUUGUCUGUGUGUGCUCCAGUAACCAGCCUGGGCCAGUCUCUCCCGCUGGGGAAGAUGCCUGUAGCAUUUCCACUACACCCAUGGGAGAAGUGAAUUUUGCACUGGCACUGUGUGAAAGUGCAAAAGUAGAACUGCAUAGAAGUGCCUUUUGUAUCAUACCACAUACCUUUUGCUCUUGAUGAACCUUGUUGAGGCCAAGUACUGACCCAUUAACACUUCUCUCUCUCUUGUUACCCGUGUGAUAACCCGAGUCAGGGUGGCGGAAGGGACGGCAGAAAGUGGAGUGUGCAAUAUUUACUAGCGCGCCGAUUGCCUGGGUUGUGUGGAAGCGGUGGAUGGUGGGAACCAGGCAAUGGGGGGAACCAUCUUCCAAAAAUAAACUUCCAAGAGUGCCAAGUUACUCCUGUUUUUCUUGUGUAAAUAUUGUUGAUGUUCAUGCAAUUAUCUGCUCACGUUUUGUAACCAUUGGGGUGUUAAGCCAAAAUCUAAAUAAAACUUUAAAAAAAAAAAAUGGCGAGGGUGACCGAGUACAAGACAGUUCUUAGUUCUUUAAUGUUGACUCUGCUGAUGUUGGAGGAGACCUUCGGUUACUUAGACCCUAGAAAUGUUCCUUGUUACUUAUUGAUUAAUUGAAAACCAUUCUGGUCGUUGCACUCGUGUUAUGUUUCAUGCAUCACUGCAUCAGCCUGGACUAUUUUUUGUAUCAUUUCAUGAGCAAAUAGAGCCAUGUUAUGUUUGUUUGUGGUCAGAAAAGUCAGCUGUCCAGUGUGACGUCAUGUUUUGUUGAGGAAGUAAUGUGUGUGCCAUGGUAUUGUGAUGGAGACUAUAACAUACUUAAUAUAUAUUUUGUUGCCUCUUUACACAGGAUCUUCAUUUGUAGGUCAACAGAUUUUUUUUUUCCAGUUGUCCCAUCAUGAAACAACAGGAUAAGAAAGUGAAUGAAAAGUUGUUAAGAUUUACUGUAAAAGAGAAUGUUAAACUUUAAUAACCUUCAUUUUUAUUCUUAAUUAGGGUGUCCUCUUGGAUGGCAAGUCCUUUAACAAAAUGUUAAUUUGUCUCGAGAAGUGAUUUACAUACAUUCCUUGUAGGUGCCAGCUUUUCUAUUUGUUACAUUAGUCACUUAUGCUCUUAGUUCACUGGCUCAACAUGUCUUUGUGAUUACACUUAAUUUCCACACCAAGUCUCGUAGAUGUGAAAGCCGCCGUUUGUGGACUAAGCUUUGUGAUUUGGGUAACAUAUCAAAGCUGCCACCAGCCACAGAAAUGGUGGAAGGUCUUUUGUGGUGGGAGGAAGUCUGGAAUCCCGGCAAAGACUGUGGACUGGUCGUGAGUAGUGCAGGCCGUCCAUGACUCUCUUUAUUAGACGUUCCGGGAGCAGCCAGUGCCUUGAGACAGAGGAGGGAGCCGUGGUGGACGUCCCCAGACGUCUGUCACACUCUCCUGCCUCGCCCUCUUCUUCACUAGUUCAUGCCAGCUCUUUGGGAGUGCUCACUCUUCACACCUCACACUGCUCCUUCUGUUUGCCCAUUAUUUAUGUCUUGAAUCAUAUUCAUGCAAAUCAUUGUUUUAUACUUACAGUUACUAAUUUUGUUUGAUAUAAAAGUACCUAUUUUUUUGUAGCUAUUUUAGAUAUAUAUUAUAACCUGGUCCCUGCACCAAGCCUGUGUUGCUCUGCAGGACUGAACACUACUGUAUUUAUUACUAGCUGACAUGAACCUGUCCUUUGCCGGUUGUCAUGCCAAGCCAUGGCAGCGCGGUGGAUGCCUGUACACUCUAGUCUCAUGGUGGGUGAUGCUGUGCCAGCCCUUGACUCACCCUCUGUCCUGUGGCCCUCACUUCUCAUCACCUCAGUGUUGUAUGGCUUAGUGAGACCAUCAGUAUGUUCAGUCAGUCCCACGUAACCUUUCCUCCCCUCAAUGAAUGAUCCAGAUGAAUUAAAUGUCUUAAUUCACUUGGUAAUCACAAAAUUCAGAAUAGUGCACUUAUUGUAGAUUUGAGUAUUUAUUAUUCCAGACUCUUACUGGGUCAACUGGGUCACUAUUUUAUUGAUAAUUAUCAAUAAAUUCCACAGCAUCAUGACAGAAGAAAUUGUGGGUUUUCACACAAGCAAAUUUUGCACCAAAGUGUUGGUGCUCAUUUCAUGGAAAGCAAGUUUUGAUUCCCCUGCUGUAAUGGAUUAUUGUAAUGGUUAUUCAGGCCACUUGCUUUCUGUAAAUCAUGAUUGAAAAUUAUAUUGGAAAUAUUUCUCAAAUCUUUGACAAUACAAUUAUUAGAUGAGAACUGUUUCCAUUUAUGAUUUACAGAAAUGUUGCACUACAAGUGGCAUGAUGAAUAAGCAAGCAACAGAUUAUUUGUGUGCAUCUUGCUUGUGAUCCCCUUAGUAAAUCCAGGUAGCACACCUUAUUGAGGCUCUUUUAGUUCUGUCUGACCCAUGUUAUUAAAUUCAGUGUGUUUUGUUGCACACAGUAAUCAGUUUGCUCCAGGUACAUGAGCUGAAAUUCUGGAGACAGUCACGUGGUGCAAGUGCAGGGCUUGAGAGCACAUAACACACACACACACACACACACACACACACACACACACACACACACACACACACACACACACACACACACACACACACACACACACACACACACACACACACACACACACACACACACACACACACACACACACACUGAGGGAAGGUGAGGGAAACAGGGUGAGGCAAGGGGUGGCAGGCAUCACCCUCACACCCUGACACCCUCACACAGGCAGGGGGCAUGAAUUGGCAUGGGCGCCGGGAAGCUACAAGUCCUUGUCCCAUUUUGGUGUGUUGAUCACAUCCUUGUUUAUAUAAUUUGCAACGUAGAGCUUGUUGUUUGGGAAAGGUGAUUCAUGGGAAUGUGACACUGCUACACCAGGACUCUGAGUGCUGUUUUAACACCACAGAGGAUUGUAGAUAAGAGCUCAGUAAGACUCCCUAUUGUUAUUUUUUCUUCUUUUCAUAUUAUUCUUGAAAGUGAGAACAUUGAAUUAGCUAAAGGAAAGCAUGACUGGAUGAAAAGUUGGCACAUUAGCAAACAAGGAAGUCUUAUGCAACCAACUUAAUUUUGUAGGAUUUUCUUCUAAGUGAAACAGUGGAAGUAUCUGUGGGAACUUUAAUGUGUGGACAUUUCACUCACUUUCCUCAAAGAAAAAAAAGCUAAAAAAUUUGUCUAUUAUUAUCAUGGAAACACUGAGAACCCAGACAAGUGGAGAGUUGAGCUGAGUGUUUGGUGGGAGGCAUGGCGCCACCAAGCAUCCUGUGAUGGUUUGUCCCACAGCGCUGCGCUCCACAAGCCACGUGCACCUCUGCCCAGACCACAACUUACUUAUCCUACACUUCAUUUGCUGUAUGAUUUACACAUCUGUUUAAAUCAUCAUACAUUCAUCAGCUUAUGUAUGUAAUAUUGACUAUUUUAAUAAUCACUAUUUUGCCAGAUCAAAAGCUGUACAUAUACAUGUAAAUAAAGCCUUUGGGUUUAGGUAAGAGCAUCCAUAUAUUAAAAGUGUUAUUAUUGUGCUAUAUUCAUAAAUACAUUACUGAGA